UAUCACUAGAUAGAUAGAUAGAGAGAGAGAGAGAGAGAUAGAUAGAUAGAGAGAUAGAUCGAUUAGGUAUUGAUUGGUGUUCAUUGGGUUUAAUAUGUGAUGUCGUUUUGAAAUAAACAUUUAUAAUGCAAUUAGUAUGUAAAUAGUUAUAUACAGGCGCUGCGAUUGGGACUAAAAUGGGUCCUUGGUUCUUGUUGCUAAGUGCGAGGUUAAAUUAGUGUCUCUAAGAGAAGUUACAGUAAAUGUAGGUGUUUGUCAUGUUUAUAUUUAUCAAACUCAAGUGACAGUCAGCAUUUAUUGAAGCUCAAGAUGAGCUUAGAGAUAUGUCCAUUUUGUGGGAAGUCGUUCAAAAGGCUCAAAUCACAUCUGUCUUACUGCAACAUGUCCCCUGGGUCUAAAACUUCCAAAGUCACUCACAAAUCUAAAGAAAUACCGACUACUACUUUUAAACCAAAAAUGAAGACUACAAAAGUAAAUACUAAAAAUAAUGACAUUAAUUUGAAUUGCUCAACAAUUAAGGCAAACUCAAAAUCCACCAAAUCCAGAUCCAAAAAUGCUGAAAAGGUGAAUAAGGAACUUUUACAAAACAUCUCCGCACUCACAAGCACCGCUUCCAAGAUACUAUCCACAGAAGGAACGAACACAGACACAUCGAAGCCCAAAACCAAAUGGCUUGCAAAAAGAGAGCAAGAGAUGUUAAAACAAGCUAAACUUAAAACACAGACUAGAAUCAAGUUCACUUCAGUUUCUCAGCAGGAAAAAUAUAGCGGUAAAAUAUUUAAAACCCCAGUAAAAGACACACAUUUAUCAGCGAAAGAAAUUGUCAGUGGGCAGAAUCAGCUUACAGGAACUAAUUUGACUUCUCAACUAACAAUCAACGAUAUCAACUGCAGUGUGUCAGAUCCUUUACAAAGAGUUCCCUGGACCACAGGCUGUCAGGAUAAGCAAAGUAUUCCAGCGGACCAGACACAAAUUAGUCCAAAGUCUAACCAAAGUCUGACCAAAGAAUAUAAAGAACAAGGUGUGUCUACAUUUCAAACUAAGACUUGUGUGUGGGACCACAUUAAACAUGGACUUUAUAGAAGGAGAUACGACAUCGUUCCCAUGUUAUUUCCCAUAGUUUCAGCACACAAAGUAUCUUUUGCCAAGUGUGUAAACACUUUAGAGUCUGUACUCAAGCCUCAUACAGGGAAUGAUCAAAACACUACUAUGAAGACUUCCCCUGGAGAGUUUCCUAUUUUGCAAACCUCUGUCCAAAGACCAGUUGAAGACAUGCUCGGCUCACGAUUACAAAACACGUCCAUUCUGCCAUACGCGCCUGAGAUGGAAACAGGUUAUGGUGGAACAUUUUUCUGCUCACCUGAUUCAGAAAUCUCCUCAAAUGAAAAUGUAUUGAUGAAGUGCCAAACCUCCAAGCUUUCAUCACAGAGACAAGGUUUAAUGACAGAGCUGAGACUUGGAGAUGUGAGAUUGAAUGAGCUUACUUCUUGGCUUGGUGCACAAACACCAAAAUCAACCAGGGAGGCUGUGACAAUGUUUAAUAAAGGUUGGCAGUGGUAUUACAGGAAGUACAUUGAUGUGCAAAAAGGAGGAAUUGGUGGGAUUGCAAUGCUGAUUGGUAGCUACUGUAUCUUGGGGUACAUUUGGAGUUACCCCCAUAUCAAAAAAGACCGCUGGAGGAAGUACCAUUAGAGUAUUUGGUGGACAUUUUUCAACUGUACUGAUGCCAGAGUUUUGCAAUAUGUGCAUCGCAAUACUUGUACACUAGAUAUUUAUACAGUCAUUUAUUUGACAUUUUUAAUACAUAAUGAAUUUUUGUUACAAACUUAAUUAUUACUUAAGAAAUAUGUUUAAACUGUGAAAGAAACCAUUCACUGACAUCCAUCCAUGUAUUUAGGGUGAUGUCAGACAUGCCCAAAAUAAUAUUCUUUUUCUAUUUAUUUUUUAAAUGUAUGCAGAAUGUAGUGCACUUACAUACUUUAGAUAUGCUUUUGUUUUAAAAGUCAUGGUGUCUAAUUUGUUUGCAGAACUGGUGUGAAAAUUGUACAGGAAAUGUUUCGUCGUCCACCCCCCCCCCCCCCCCCUUCAAUUUAAGACGCACAUUAUUCUGUUGUUAACUAAUAAACGCUAAAUGUCAGUAUUUAAAUAGUAGAUACUUUAAACAGUUUUGGUAACAAAAGAACCAUGUACCACAUGAAGUAUCUGUUGUAUUCAAAGUGAAUUUAAUAUUGAUUGAUCUUUGUUGUUGUAGUGAGCACAAAUUAAACAUUAAUUCAA
Molecule: messenger RNA, 2277 nt
Organism: Tachysurus fulvidraco (yellow catfish)
Lineage: Eukaryota; Metazoa; Chordata; Actinopteri; Siluriformes; Bagridae
Exons: 5
Coding region: 310-1692 (460 amino acids)
Biological process (GO): proton motive force-driven mitochondrial ATP synthesis
Molecular function (GO): proton-transporting ATP synthase activity, rotational mechanism
Source: RefSeq, a predicted model, not a curated record